AUGUCCUCUACUUCUGAACUUUAUAAUAAGAAGUGCUAUUGCACAAAAUGCAGCAAUAAUCAACAAGGCUACAGCUUUGUUUCUACACAAACCCUCCAGCGUCACAAUAAAAGAGCAAGAUAUGAAGACAUGGAAAGAAGUGAAAGAAAUGUAUCUGUUCAAAGAAAUCUCACAGAUAUUGAUUUUGAAACUACAUCAAACCAACAAACCGGACCCAUGGAAGCAAUGGGCGGUCAGACCAACUCGCCUGUUUGGGAAGGAGCCCCAAUUUCUGACGAUGAGGUUGCUUUUAGCAAUGAGUCGAAUGGGGAAAGCAGUGAUGGUGAUGAAAAUGACAAUGACAAAGAAAGCAAUGGCGGUGAAGAAAGUGAAGACAAUGAAGAGAAUAUUGUUGAGAUUGAAGUCGAAGAAUUCGAUACUGAAGAUCCUUUUGCCACCCCAAAUAUGCCUGAAAAUCUGGUACACAGAUUCAUUGCUACUUUUGUGGUAAUGUUUGCUUCCCGCUAUGUGGUCAAUAAGGGUGCUAUUGUCUUGAUCAAGUUCAUCAACAAGCUCUUGUCGAUUUACGAGCAGGAUUUCCAAUUGCCUGUGAGUCUUUCUGGUCUCCAAAGCAUGACAGGAUUCUCAGCUAUGACAAAAGGGAUUAAGAGAUUUGUCAUGUGUCAGGACUGCCACAAGGUGUAUGAGGAAAGUGUACCUGCUCCUUUGAAUUAUGAUUUCGUAAAGCUUGUUGCACAUACUGUCUGUAAUUGCAAAUUAAUGGUCCAAUCAUUAUCUGGUGGUUUGGUUGCAAAGAAGUCUUAUUUGUAUCGCCUUGGAUACUUUGAUUUAGUACAUGGAACAAUCAUUGAUCUCAUGUAUAAUCUUUUUCUGGGAACACCAAAGAGAAUGAUUGAAACAUGGACAAAAAUCAAAAAAAUGAAAAACAAUGAUCUGCUUGCAAUGCAGACAGUUGCAGCAACGAUGAUAUUGCCUAGUGACUAUACCAAGCUAAAAACAAAUAUAGGAAAGGGCUUUUCCCACAUGAAAGCAGAUGAGUGGAAGUCUUGGGUAUUGGUGUACUCUCCUGUGCUUCUAAAACCAGUUAUUCCGUCCAAUAUGUUCAAUGGCUGGAUGCACUAUGUAAAAGCAUGCCGUAUACUUGUAAAGCCGUCAAUCAGUUUCAUCGAAAUAGAUCAAGCACACAGAUAUCUACAAGAAUUCUGUCAAUCUUGUGAAGAUACAUAUGAACCAAAAGCCCUCACCUGCAACAUGCACCUGCAUCUCCAUCUUCAUGACACAAUUCGUGAUUUUGGACCCGUGUAUGGCUAUUGGCUCUUUGGUUUUGAGAGAUACAAUGACUCAUCCUUAAGCCAAGCAGCACCUAUCAAAGGCAAUGAACCACUCCCGCCGUCCACCUUUCCUUUACAGUCCUUAAAAGAAUUAACAAUGAGUGAUAUUGAUUAUCCUCAAUUGUUAGAUUAUUAUAAAAUUGCCUAUGCCAUGUCCAAUCUCAUUUCUUAUCAUGAUGCCAGAUUGUCACAAUAUUUUAUAAAUAACCGAAUCACAAAAUUGAAAUUAAUUGAUCUCCUUGGCCGAACAUAUAUUGGAAAUAACAGUUCUGGUAAGCGCGGGUCACUCGUUCAAGCUUUCUUCCAUAGCAGAAAUGGCCAAACUUCAAGCCUAUAUACCGGACAAAUUCAGUAUCUUUUUAUACAUUCAUUUACUCUGCCUCUUCAUCCAAACCACCGAGCAUCAACAUUACAUCAAGACCAGCAUGUUUUUGCAUAUAUCCAAUGGUAUAAUUCGACAAAUGACAAUGAACACAGAGAUGAAGGUAUUGCAAUCUACUUGCCAGAUUUCUCUGCUGAUAAUUAUCACAGCAUCUUGCCUGUACAUCGCAUACACUUAGAGGUCGCAACUGCUGUAGAUGUAACUGAUAUGAAUGAAGAAAGAAUGCUGGUCAUUCCUAUGCCAAAAAAUAUUAUGCCUGAAGCCUUUAUGAAUAAUUAA
Molecule: messenger RNA, 1992 nt
Organism: Phycomyces blakesleeanus NRRL 1555(-)
Lineage: Eukaryota; Fungi; Mucoromycota; Mucoromycetes; Mucorales; Phycomycetaceae
Exons: 6
Coding region: 1-1992 (663 amino acids)
Source: RefSeq, a predicted model, not a curated record